AUGAGAAAUUGGAAAUCAAUAAGUUCUACGGUCACCAAAUUAAAUGAAUUAUACAAUGAUAUUAGUUGUAGUAACUUCAAGCUUCACUUACAGGUUCUUAACCCGACCAUAUAUCAAAGAGGACUAUGCGAGGAAGACUUCAAAUUAACGACUCCCCCGAUUUUAAGAGGCAUUGUAGUAUUACAGAUCCUAAGACCAACAAAGAUUAGUGAUAUAUCUGUCAUAUUCCACGGAGAAUUGAGUGAAACAAUUAUUGAAUUCGAAGCUAUAGAUAUUCUGGAGCCCUUAUUCGCCAAGAGGAAGAAAAUCACGAAACCACUUGUGGAUGAAAUAUUUACCUGGGAUUACCAAUAUGCAAAAGAUAUACAGAUCGGCACCUAUACAUUCCCAUUUCAUUUUAUAAUUGAUACAUUAUUACCAGAGACUUUUGAUAGUCGUCAUUUGAAUAUCAAUUAUGUAAUAGAAACCUGCUUGAAGUAUGAAACAAGCAACUGUAAUGGAGUCAAAAUGUCUCGAAAAUCUCAAGAUGUUAAGUUAGUGAGAUGUGUUCCAGAAACCUUAUUUAAUGAUUCCAUAAUGGCUACAGGGAAUUGGAGGGACCUACUAGUUUAUGAGUUCAGCUUUCAAAAUAAAAUAGCAUUUCAAGGUUCUCCUUUCUUGUCUAUAUUUAGAAUUUAUCCAAUCGAGCCAGAGUGCCAAUAUUUCACUUUACACGGUGUAUCCAUUUGGAUUGUGCAGACUUUAACGUUUGAUAAAUACGUUUGCUCAAACUACAAAAAGAAAUAUACUGAAACUGACAAGAUUUUGUUGUAUAAGAGAAUGUUCAAUUUUCAGUCCUUAGUAACGAAGAAUGGCUCCUAUAACUUUGAGAUUUGUCUAAAGAUUCCCUCAAACGGGACGAUAUAUGAUAAAUCAAAUCAAAAAUUGAAAAAAACUAUUUAUCCUAGUAUAAAUAAUGCCAAUAAAGGGUUUAUAAGCUCGCAUACAUUGAAGGUCACAGUAGAAGUAAGCGAGUGUGAAAGGUACAAUCAGAUCAAAAAUAAACAGAAUUAUGAGGUGUCUCGAACAAAUAGCACUGUGUCAUCUGCAAGCGAGAAAUCUAUAGAGGCAUUAGAAUCCGUUACAUUUCCUGGCUACUCAAACUAUCAUGAGAAAAGGACGGAUGCUACAAGAUUUAAAAAAAUUGAGCUUUCAUUUACAGCACCUAUAAAGUUGUUGAGUCAUGAUUCAGAAAUUGCAUCCGAAUCACCUCCUUGCUAUUCUGAUAUGCAGCAAAGGAACGACAAUAUUGUCUUGGAUUUAAUAUCUGCUAAUAAAUUUGAUAUAGUUCCUCCAGCUUACGAGGAAACAGCUCUUUAA
Debaryomyces fabryi is the source of this 1359-nucleotide messenger RNA. RefSeq lists its product as uncharacterized. Lineage: Eukaryota; Fungi; Ascomycota; Pichiomycetes; Serinales; Debaryomycetaceae. The coding region runs from base 1 to 1359 and encodes 452 amino acids. The record is from RefSeq and is a predicted model, not a curated record. The transcript has a single exon.